Messenger RNA from Tetrahymena thermophila SB210, 2763 nucleotides. Its product is annotated as transmembrane protein, putative. NCBI's taxonomy places the organism in Eukaryota, Ciliophora, Oligohymenophorea, Hymenostomatida, Tetrahymenidae. The record is from RefSeq and is a predicted model, not a curated record. The transcript has 3 exons.
AUGGUUUCAUGGAAAAAUGCUAUUUUGAUAGGUUCUUACACAUUAUGCUUAUUUGUAGGUGUAGGGUUGUUUGUCUUUGGUUCAAAGUUAGCAUAUUUAGAUUUAACUGACAUGACUGACAGCGUUGAUUCACUUUCUCUUAAUUUAUUAGAUGAAAACUAACAGAGAUUAUAUAAAUAUGAUAAAUUAGUAUUAUAUUUAUAUGAUUAUGAAAAGUUUUAAGGCACUACUAAAGUUUCCAAUUUCACUAUUAAUGACUGUCCAAAAAGCGAGUACGAAUAGCUUAAUGUUACAAAUAACACAAUACAUUUUAACCCUACAGAAGAUUUAGUGAAAGCAUACCCUGAUCAAAGUUUCGAAGUAGGAGUAUAUAGCGAUCAUACUCUAAAUUUUAAGAGGAGUGUUGUUUCACUUUUUACAGGAAUGGAUGUCAAACAACUGAAUUAGCUUCUCAAUUUUACUCAAUUCUCAUAAAUUAAAUUUCGAAAUUUAAUCAAAGACAUUUAGCAAAUGAAAAAUGUUAAAACAUUUGCAUUUUUGAAUAAGAAAUAUUAGAAAUUAUUAACAGAGUUCAUAUCUAGCAAUGAUACCAGUAAUAACAAAUCUGACUUGAUAUAAAAUAAAAAUUUCUAGGUUUAGGAUGAAACAAGUAUUUAAUACAAUUUAAAUUAAUACUUAGAGAAAAAUGAAUAUGACGUUUUAAUAUUUAGCAAAUCAACUGAGAACUUAUUGAUAGAUGAAAAAAAAGAAGAUCAAAUAAAUGACAUUUUAGGGUAAAAAAGAACUAACUUAAUCACUGUAGUUAAUCAAAUUAGCAAAAACCCGAAAAACGUUUUAUUCUUAGCAAUAGGUUGGAAUUAGUGUCAUGAAUAAGCUAAAAUAUUUGCCUAUAACAGGAAUGGAUUCUCAUUGACAGAUUAAAAUAGCGACGAAUAGAUAAUAAUUGAUUAAUUUUAUGGAAGUUUAUCAUAUGCUAUGAAUUGGAAGAUAAAAUAAGGCUUAAUUGCAAGAAAUGUUGGUCUUUUUGAUAUCAAACAAUAAUACAUGAAUGCUUAGACGGAUCUCCUUUAUAGAAUUUAGGACAGUUUUAAUAAUUUAGUGCAGUAACAUAAAUUUUUAAACAAAUUAACAAAUUUAAAUACUUCAAGCUCGUCUACUUCAGAGGAUUAAGAAGUACUUAGCAGGAUAUUAGGAAAGAUGAAAAAAAUAUAUGAAAAUUACUCAGAUAGCGAUGUAAAUAAGGUUCGUGCAAAUGCCUCAAUAGAAGACCUGAAAUAAAUAUAAACAAUGCAAACUGAAAUCGAAUUGAAAAUAAAGGAGUAUAGUUAAUUUAAUUUAAACUUAACUAUUGCUGGCGCUUAAUUGAUUUUCUUCAGCAUAUUUAUCUGUUUAGCUAUUUUAAUGGUAAAUAUGAAGGUUUAAGACAGUAUUUAUAGUAAAAGAUUAAUAAAUCUCAUGUUGGAACUCCCAAUUUAUUAUGAAGCUUUUAAAUUUUUAUUUAGUAGACUUUUGAUUCCUGAAUUUUCUUUAGUUUACCCAGAGAGUACUUAAUAGAUAAUAAGAACAUAGCAAUUUGAGUUAUAAGAAUAAACUUUCUACAGCAUCUUGCUCUUUAUGGGAAUAAUUGCUCUUCUAAAUAGCACAACCUUAUUUAUUUAAUAAUAAUAUCAAAAAAUUUUGUUAGCUGUUGUAUGCUAUAAUUUAUUUAUAGGAGAAGCAUACUUGCAAAGAAAUGUCUUCCUUAAUGCAACUUUAGCAGAUGAUAAGGAAUAGUUGGCUAUAUUACUGCUUAUUAUUGUGAGGUUCCUCUACGAACUCUACUCUACUAUGGGAGAAAGUCUUUUCUAUCUCUACUAUUGCACUAUUAUUUUCCUCUUACCUUUCUUAAGAUACUUUUUUGAAGCAUCUUUUAUUAUUUUCUAAUAUGUAAAUGCCUUUAAUGGGAUAGUUCUACUUUAUUUAAACAGAGCUGAAACUAACUUCGAAGAAAAAAUUGCUAUCUUCAUGCUUUCAUUUAGUCCUUUUAUAAAUUUUAUAGUUACUUCUGAAUAAUGCAGUAAUUUCUUCUUUGUUUACUCAAGUCACAUUGCACUUUAUUGCUUACUGUUCUGCUUUGCAGCCUAUUUAAAAAUACUCUACCUACCAGCAUUUUUCAUCAUAAUGAACUUAUUAAAUUAUGAACUUCUUAUGAAUAUCAAAAUAGGAGAAUCUGAGUAUACAGGGUUCACUUUAAGUAACUUCUUAAUAGUGGGACUAUCAUUAUUUGGAGUAUCUAAUGUCAUUUUUUGGAGUAAGGCACAAUAAAUGCACAAAAAGAACUUUAAUGAUUUGACUUUGAGUAAGAUGUUUUCAUCUGAUGUAAAGUCUAAUCAAGCAGUACUGAUUGCUCAGCUUUUCAAAUAUAAUUUGUUUGGCAUAAUUGCAUUACUCCAUAUAAUGUUCUUUAUUAUUUUACAAAAUGCUCAAACAUUUGAUUCUAUUUCUGUAAAUUUCUUAUAGGACUAUUUAAAAGCUGAAUAUAACAAUAGCUACAUAAAUUACUUUUAGAAAUAAGCUCUCUAUACAUGUGCUACUUUAGUUUCGAGUAUAAUAAUGAUUCUUUUAUACACUCGUACCAAAGAAAUUGAUGAUUUCGACAAUGCUUCUAAAUCAGAAAUUUAUGAAACAGAAGAGCUAGCUGAUAAUUCUGCUACAAGAAAAGGAUUCGACAUAAUUAUGGCAUCUGAAAAGAAACAGCUAAAUAACAAUUCAACUUUAUUUUGA